Messenger RNA from Lolium perenne, 1614 nucleotides. Its product is annotated as BTB/POZ domain-containing protein At2g04740-like. Gene Ontology annotation, cellular component: cytoplasm; ubiquitin ligase complex. NCBI's taxonomy places the organism in Eukaryota, Viridiplantae, Streptophyta, Magnoliopsida, Poales, Poaceae. Gene Ontology annotation, molecular function: protein binding. The record is from RefSeq and is a predicted model, not a curated record.
AUGGGUUUUGGAUCGCCGGCCGGCAUGGACCUCUUCCAGGCGGCGCGCGCCGGCGACUGCGCUCGGCUCUCCCACCUGAUCGAAGGCGGCGCCGACGUGAACGCGUACGACCGCUGGGACUCCACCCCUCUGUACUACGCGUGCUUCGCUGGCCAUUACGAGGCCGCGCGGAUGCUGCUCAAGGCCGGCGCCAUCUACGUCGAGAGCACCUUGGAAGGCGAGCGGUGCUACCGCGGGGCGCUCAACCUGGGCAUACGAGGACUCCUCCAGGAUUACGAGGGGCGGCCGCCGCCCUCGCCUCCGUCGUCGCCUCCGCUCACGCGGCUUUCCGCCGCCUUUCUGUCGGCGUUACUCGCAAGCCCGGACAACCGCGUCGCCGCCGAAUCCACAGUCGCUCCAGACAUCACGCUGUACGUGGAAGGAAGACCCAUCGAGGCUCACCGGGUCAUCCUCGCCGCGCGGUCCCCAUACUUCCGUAGGAAACUCGCGACGGAGUGGAGAAAUCUCAAGGAGGUGACGCUCCCCAGCAGCCAUAGCCUGCCCUUCCGGGUCAUGUGCAGCCUCCGGGCCUUCUUCUACUCUGACUGGCUCGAGGUAUUCGCCGACGACUUGGAAGCUGUGGCGCGAGCAUGCAGAGCUUUCGAAGGCGAGGUGCUCCAUGAGAUGGCUAACAGAUUAGAUGCGCGCAGGUGGUUGUAUCGAGGUGCUGGAAAGAGGCACUCGGGUCCACAACGUUUCUUCUUGCAAGCGCAGCCUGAACAGCACCGCCUCCCGUCGGCUCUCCGAUUGAUCCUGCAGGACUGUCUUGCUAACUCCAGAGAAGAAUACCUUCAGAACAACUCCGACUACGACGAUCUUGCUGACAUACGCAUCAGAGCAGGCGACAGGGUCUUCCGUUGCCACCAUAUGGUUCUUGCCCUAAGGUCGGAGUACUUCAGAACCAGGCUGCCUCCACGAACCGAUGCUAUCGAACACAAUAACAAUCUCCUCGAGGAGCACGACGUGAGCCCAGAAGCGUUUGAGAAGAUGCUCGAGUAUGCUUAUACAGACGAGAUACAGCAUCUGGAUGACUAUCCGCUUGCUCGGGCGGACGAGCUUCUGGAUGUCGCGUCAAGGUACAUGCUGUUCCCGCUUAAGCCAAUCUUGACCGCCUUGCCGCUGCCAAGUCUGGAUCUGGACCAUGUCUCGCCGGCGCAGCUGUGCCGCUGGCUGAUGCUGUCGGACCUCUUCGACGCUCCCAAUGUUCGGGAGCACUGCCUGGACGUCGUCGCCUACAACUUCGAGGUGUUUGCAGAUGCAAGGGAGUUCCGGGCCUUGCUUCGGGCGUGCCGACGAGGCGCUCUUUUUCAUGAUCUGCGAGAGAGAUGUUUGGGAGCAGGAGCUGCUGGGCUAAAAGCUAAGGAUGAGAGUGUGGCACUGUUCGACGAGCGCCUGGAGAUGCUUGUCCUCGCUGCACAGCAAGAGGCAAAUGAUGACCAAGCCAGGUUAUCUAGUGUGCCGCCGCCUAGGUCCCGAGCUUCCUUGAUCCGUCAGAUUGCAACAAGAUUGAUGGAGGUACUCUUCUGCUGUAUAAUGCCGGCAGAGCAAGAGUCCAGCAGCAAGAGUAAUGUUUGA